Messenger RNA from Phycomyces blakesleeanus NRRL 1555(-), 165 nucleotides. RefSeq lists its product as hypothetical. Gene Ontology annotation, biological process: regulation of mitotic cell cycle. The transcript has 2 exons. Gene Ontology annotation, molecular function: ubiquitin binding; cyclin-dependent protein serine/threonine kinase activator activity; protein kinase binding. The record is from RefSeq and is a predicted model, not a curated record. Gene Ontology annotation, cellular component: SCF ubiquitin ligase complex; cyclin-dependent protein kinase holoenzyme complex. The annotation marks the transcript as partial. NCBI's taxonomy places the organism in Eukaryota, Fungi, Mucoromycota, Mucoromycetes, Mucorales, Phycomycetaceae.
UAUAGGCAUGUUAUCUUACCGUUGCAGAUAGCUAGAUGGAUACCACACUCUGACCUCCUCACCGAAAGAGAAUGGCGUUCGCUUGGAAUCAGACAAUCAAGAGGAUGGGAACAUUAUAUGGUUCAUGCACCAGAACCUCAUAUAUUACUCUUUAGAAGAGAGAAA